Messenger RNA from Lytechinus variegatus (green sea urchin), 1276 nucleotides. Its product is annotated as protein PBDC1-like. Lineage: Eukaryota; Metazoa; Echinodermata; Echinoidea; Temnopleuroida; Toxopneustidae. The coding region runs from base 260 to 763 and encodes 167 amino acids. The record is from RefSeq and is a predicted model, not a curated record. Gene Ontology annotation, cellular component: cytoplasm. The transcript has 6 exons.
UGGCGACAGUAGUGCUGAAAGGGUAAAGUCUCGUACAGUCAUGAUGUACACCAAAUCUAGUGAUAAUCCCUUGUUUUAUGUGGGAAACCGCAUUUGUAAGUGAUCGGAACUACUGUUUUCCCGGCGGCCGGCAAGAAACCUUGGCCUUGCCAACUUGGAUGUUCUCUCGCUGAUCGAGACGACUCGACUACAUACGAUUUUUGCAAGCAGAUCACUGAAACAGGUUGAAGAUCAUCAGGACGAUUGCAGACAUUGAAUCAUGGCAGCACCGUCCGCUGAAAACCUUGGUAACCGGGAAGACGUGGAGAUUGCUUGGGCCAAGACAGCUUUUCACCAUGCAGAAACAUACUUCAACUUGGUAUCAUCCGUGGACUCUACAGGGCUAAAGCUCACCAAGCACGAUGAUGAAAUAUUUCAACACUUCAAACAUGACUUCCCUGAUAUGAAGAUAGACAUCAUCGAUCCCGAGGAUCUUAAAAGUGAAAAAUCCAAAGCGAAAUGGCGAGUAUUUUGUAAUCAUUUUGACGGGACUGUAGAUAAUUUCAACUAUGGAACGCUCCUGAGACUGAACGUCAGUGAAGACUACUCGGAAAUCAACUCAAUAUUUGUGACCAGAAUUCAGUUCUAUGCUAUCGAGAUCGCUCGGAAUCGAGCAGGACUCAAUCUGGCAGUGAGGAAAGGCUCCCCGGAGAAAGAGACUCCCGCCCAACCUGACAACAACGCCCAAUCCGACAACGCCAAAGCAAGCGAAGUUGCUUCAUAGCAUACGGCCCCUUCUCCACAAUAACUGAGCCACUAACUUUAUCAUCAACAUUUAUCAUCCGAAUGUCAAUGGACUGCAAUUCAAGAUGGAAGUUGGGACUAGUGUUCCCACACCAAAAAUGUGUAGCUUUAUUUUUUUUCAUUACCAAUAUUAUGCUAUGAACAGGUGUUAUAUGUAUGAUACAUUCGCAGUGUUUUAUAUAUUUAUGUAUUUUAUCAUGUUAUGAGAUUAUUGAUUGAUUUUUAAAAGGAAAUUUGUAUUUUUGAGAGGUUGAAGUGACUCCAAGGGGGGGGCAUUUUUGUUCAAAAAUUUGUUGACAAUUAGGGUCCUCACUCCAAGAUUGAGGUGAUGUGAUAUAUAUGAGUUAUGUCAUGACAAAUAUGCACAACAUUUUUUUUAAUGUUUCUCAAAGGGGGGCAUGGGAGGAUGUGCCUACACCUGGGGAGCGUUUCAUUAAUAUUUUCAUCCGACGUGUUGUCAGAUCUGACAUCUUUCCAUGAUUUUGAUUGGCUG